GGUUAAAGAAGGAUUUUUAAGCCUUGAGACAUGGAUUGGUUAUUACCACAAUCUCAGACAUGAAAUGCUAAUAGCAUAAUCUAUCUCUAUUAGAUUCUAAUAGUGGAUAUACACUUAAAGCUAUUACAAAACUGCACACUGUUUAAAUAUGUUGUUUUUUGACAGUAAAAUAAAGGUUUGCAGCCAUAUAAUUAUCUGUAUGACAGAGAAAUCAUUUUUAACUUGCCUAAACUGGAUCAUUGGCUGUUUUACUAUGAUAGAUAAACUGGCGCUCAAGGUUCAUGAAAGGUUGAGGGAUUUUUUUCUAUUGAAUGCACACAAAACAAUGAUUUURAACAGGCGAACUCAACGGUCCUCUGUUUCCUGCCUGUAGCUGGGUCCUGUAUGGAAGCCCGUGCAAGGCUGUCCCGGAGACCCCGCGCUGCCUGCACCUCUAUCGUCUCGGUUGACAUGGACGAUGAAGAUGGCAGGUGCCUGCUAGAUGUCAUUUGUGACCCAGAAGCACUCAACGAUUUUCUUCAUGGAUCAGAGAUACAUCUGGACACUGACGACCUUUUGGAUGGCUCUAACGACCCCUCCAGCUCGUUCUUCUCUUCUGUUGGGUGCCACGUUCCAGAGGGACCACCCCCAGUCCAGCUGUCGUCCAAUGAGCAGCAAGGCCUGCCCCGGGUCAGCGUGGACCUGGACUUCCUGGAAGAUGACGUCAUCCUGGGCGGGUCGCCGGGCGACGACGGUAGCAACGGCAUCGGAGGCAACGCCAUGGUGCCAUGUGACAUUCUGCAACAGAGCCUGGCGGAGGCUAACAUUACAGAGCAGAGCCUGCAGGAGGCCGAGGCAGAGCUGGACCUGGGCUCCUUCGACCUCACCAUGCCAGGCCUGACUCAGGUGGUCCAGACCCUGCCCUGUACAGACAGCCUGACUGGGCCUGGAGGGACCGCUGUGGGGGUGGGGCUCCCCAUCUUCCCUGGAGCUCCAGACUCCUCCGCCACCCCUCCCCAGGCCACAGCUGACAUGCUGGGCUCGGUGCUGACCCAACAGGGCCUGGAGUUUGGGCCCCAGGUCAUGAACAAGGCCCAGGCCAUCAGUAUGCAGCCGUUCAUGCAGCAGGUGGCAGGCCUGGGUAACGUCACCCUUCAGCCAAUCACCUCCCUUCAGGCUCUACCUAACGGCUGUCAGUCAGGACACCUGGGACUGGGACAGAUACAGGUGAUGGGCCAGCCCACCGUGAUGACUAUGAACCAAUCAGGACAGCCCAUCCUGGCCAAAGGUAUGGGAGGAUACCAGCUGCACCAGCCUGGCCCCGAGGCACAGGUGGCUGGUGGGCAGGGCGGACUGGGAGGGGGACUUCUGAUCCAAGGGGGCAAAGCCACUCUGGGACCUCCUGCUUUAAACGGACCAACGGUGUGUGGUGGCAGCGGUACCACAGGAACCUUGGUUGGGUUCAGUAGCCCCGGACUGGCACAACACGGGCAAAACCAUCCCCAAGGACAGAUCAUGCAGAACCUGAUCAUCCAGCGGACCCCGACUCCCAUCCAGCCCAAACCCCCUCAAGGGGGCGCGGCCAUCCAGCCCAAACUGUUUAAGCAGCAGCAGGCCCAGCCCCACGCCUUCCAGAACGAUUCCAACAAGCCUCUUGGGGGUCAGGUACCUGUCUCCGCUGCCCAGAAUGUAACCUUCCUGACAGGCAAGCCUGGCUCUAACGUGGUCCUGACCUCCCAGGCAGGGGUUUCCCAGCAGGCACUGUUCAAACAGCAGACAGCUCACCACCCCUCUGGGAAAGCGCUCAGUGUCCAUCUGCUCAACCAGCCCGGCAGCAUCAUGCUGGGGGGGCAGAACCACCAGUUCCUCUUGCCGCAGCAGCUAGCCGGGGGUCAGAUCCUCACGCAGCACCCUGGGGGCCACAUCAUCACCUCCCAGGGGCCUGGGGGCCAGCUGAUAGCCAAUCAGAUCCUGGCUCAGCACCAGAACAUCAACCUGGGCCAGGUGUUGAUGUCUCAGGGCCACAUCCAUCUGCAGCCGGGUCAGAUGGGGGUUGGACAUCAGCUUUUCCAGAUGCCUGUUACCCUCUCGCAGAGCCAGACCCACCCGGUCACGGGCCACCAGGCCCACCCGGUCACGGGCCACCAGGCCCACACGGUGAUCCAGGGCAUGCCCCUGCAGAACUCCCUGGCCAUGCUGAGCCAGGUGGAGGGGGUGAGUCCCGCUGUCAGUCUGCAGCCCGCUCUGCAACCGCAGCCGGGGGGCGUUCCCAGCAGCGGGAUGGGCGGGGCGGCUGCCAUGGCACAGGGCCAGCCUGGGGAGAGUGGGAGCUGUACAGACCAGGCAGCCCAUCCUGGACAACCCCCACAGCACUCUUCCAUCCUCUCUAUGCAGACUGGGCCCUCUGUCUCUGUCCCCUCCUCUUCUCCAUCCUUAUCUGUGUCCACCACGUCAGCCCAGCAGCAGCACAGCCCUGGGAGCAGGGUGCUCUUCACAGGGCCUCAAGGCUCCAGCAUGAUCCUCAGCCAGGAACACCUUCAGAUGUUCCUUCAGCAGGUCAGUAUGGCCCAGCUUCUACCUCACCUC
Molecule: messenger RNA, 2565 nt
Organism: Salvelinus sp. IW2-2015
Lineage: Eukaryota; Metazoa; Chordata; Actinopteri; Salmoniformes; Salmonidae
Product: BRD4-interacting chromatin-remodeling complex-associated protein
Biological process (GO): positive regulation of DNA-templated transcription
Cellular component (GO): SWI/SNF complex
Source: RefSeq, a predicted model, not a curated record